Molecule: messenger RNA, 2490 nt
Organism: Malassezia japonica
Lineage: Eukaryota; Fungi; Basidiomycota; Malasseziomycetes; Malasseziales; Malasseziaceae
Exons: 1
Coding region: 1-2490 (829 amino acids)
Cellular component (GO): nuclear envelope; meiotic nuclear membrane microtubule tethering complex
Molecular function (GO): protein-membrane adaptor activity
Source: RefSeq, a predicted model, not a curated record
AUGCCCAGUGUGGUCGGUGAUACGAGUGCAAGGAGCUGGGGACAAGAUACGCCCAGCUCGCUUCGCCGCUCGGCGCGGCUGAGCAGUUCGUCUCCACACCAAGGACGCACGGAUCGCGUGCGCACACCGCGUUCCGAGACCAUUUCGCGCGUGCGUUUGCAGGACAAAGGCAGGGCGAGCACCGGCGCGCCCGACGCGUCAGCAUGGGGCUCGUCUUUGUACUCGGCGCAAACAUCACGCGACGCAUCGCUGGUGAGCAGCUACUACCUGCGCUCGCAGCCCGAGGCGCCUCUCGAUGAAAGCACGUCGUUCGCCGACGAGUCCAACACGUCGGACGCGUGGAAUGGCCUUGGGUCCCUUUUGCGGGGCUCGCAGCGUCCGCCGCAGACACCCAAGUCGUACGUGCGGAAUGCCUCGAUCUUGUCUGGGGAAGCGGACGACUAUACCCAAGAGGACCAGUUUAUGGCGCAGGUGGAAAACCAAUGGCAGGAUAACAACGCCGAGGCGGACGACCACCCGUUCGCAUGCCAAGGACGCAAUGGCAUCCCGGCUACACCAGGGAUGCCGACGCCGCAUGUCCCUGGCGUCUUUCGCUCCGCACGGCGCGCACGACGCGUCGACCCGAACGAGUCGCAGGCGACCGAAGAGCCCUCGUUCCGCGCCGAGCCCGAGACAAAGCCGUCACGGGCCUCGAUGUUUGAGAAGCCGCAGGAACCCGAGACAAAAGCACACGCCUCUCUUGGCGCGAUACCCAAAGUGCUUUUGGCUCUGGGCAUUCUUGCCAUGGUGUACUAUAUUUUAAUGGCGUCCCUGUCGGGUGUGUCAGUGCCCUGGCCGUCCAAGGAGACCACUGCGCCGCUCGUCGAAAAGCCGUGGCCCUCAUCGUCAACGUCCGUGGACGAGCUCCGGAAACGGGUCGACACGCUGGAAAACGCAGUAAACAAAGUGUGGCGCUCGUUUGGCGACGUCGGUGCUGAGAUGAAGCAGACGCACCAUACCCUCAGCGAGCGUCUGCGUGCGCUCGAAGGGCGCACGGCCCUCAGCUCCACCGUCCAGGCGCUUGAGUCCGAGAUGCGUGCGCUGCGCGCGGCGCACAGCGAAGGCGCGGCGCUGUGGGCCGAAGAAAAGAAGCAGACCGAGGCGCUUCUUGCGCGCCUCGCGGUCGUCGAGCAGCGUGGCGGCAGCGCAUCCGGCACGCUUUCGAACGAUGCAGCCGAGUCGAUCCGUGCCAAGCUCGGCGAGCUCGAAGUGCGCAUCGCUCGUGCGGCGCGCCAGGCGCAGCAGGCCGACCAUGCCGCGAGCGAGGCCAAGAGUGCGGUCGAUAUGCUGCGUGCCGUCGUUCCCGAGCAGAUGCCGGUCCGCUACGACCCCCAAACGAAGCAGCUCCGCGUGGACCCUGCGCUGUACCAUGAGCUGCGCAAGGUGCUGGGCAGCGAUGCACCCCGCACCUCGGCCAAGCCCGGCAGCUGGUCGUCGUUCCUUGAGGCGAACCGUGCCGAGCUCGAGACGCUCUUUGCAAGCACUGUCAAGGAGCACCUGAACGCACGCACCUCGUCCGGGGCGUUGUUGGACCGCGACGCGUUCCUCGCCCUGCUGCAAACCGAGCUCGCCCGCGCCAAGACGGAGCUCAGCACACGCUUUAACGAGAAUGUGCACAGUCUCCAGAGCGAGAUCCUCGGCAAGGUGCGGCAGCAGCAGGAGAUGUACGAGCGCUCCGGCUCGUGGGAGGCGCCGUCGUUCCUGCACGAGUCCGUCCGUGCUAAUAGCGAGGUCUCGUCGAUGAUCCACGCGGCGCUCGCGACGUUUGCCGCCGACCAGAUCGCGCAGGCCGACUAUGCGCAGUACUCGGCAGGCGGUCGCGUGAUCCCUGCGCUGACCAGCCCGACGCACGAGCUGCGUCUCGGCGGCGAGAAUGUGCAGAGCGUCCUGUCGAUGCUCCAGUCGCUCUUGCCGAUCCCCGCGUGGCCCGGCCAAAAGAGCGGCUCGUACGCGGUGCGUGGGCGUAUGCCGGUCGUCGCUCUGCACCACGACAACUCGCCCGGAAUGUGCUGGCCUUUCUCCGGCACGCAUGGCCAGCUCGGCAUCCAGCUUGUGCGCAAGGUGCGCGUCUCGUCGAUCACCAUCGACCACCUGCCUGCCGUGCUUGCGCUGGACGGCCUCACCUCUGCGCCGCGCGACAUGGAGGCUUGGGGCAUCCUCGAGACCGACGCCGAGCGCCGGCAGCUCGCGCAGUGGCGCGCGAAGCGUGCAAGGAUGCACGCCGACGACGUCGAGCCCGCGCCCGUGCCCCCCUCGCCGUCACACGUGUACCUCGGUUCCUUCUCGUACGACCUGCAAGGCGCUGCGAUCCAGACCUUCCCUGUAUCGGCAGAAGGCGCCGCGCUUGAUCUGCCUUUUCGCGUGGUGCAGCUGAGUGUGCUGAGCAACCACGGCCUGCGCGACUUUACGUGUUUGUACCGGGUGCGUGUGCAUGGCGAGCCCGCCGAGUAG